This is a messenger RNA of Dentiscutata erythropus, 798 nucleotides long. NCBI's taxonomy places the organism in Eukaryota, Fungi, Glomeromycota, Glomeromycetes, Diversisporales, Gigasporaceae. The record is from the annotation of a GenBank genome assembly.
AUGAAGUUCAACUUUACUACCGUAAGCUUAACGCUCCUCGCUGCCUCUACAUUGGCAGUUCCAACUCCAAGAGAAGACACCACGAAUGACUUAGAUUUGGUCUUUGAAUACAAGCGUAGUCCUGAUGCACACGAAGGAAAAAAGCACGAAGGCCAUCAUGACGAAAAGAAAGGUCAUCAUGAAGGUCAUCACGAAGAAGGUCAUCACGAAGGUCACCAUGGCGGAAAAAAAGAUCAUAAGAGAGAAGUAAAGAGAGGUCAUAAUGGAGGUCAUAAUGGAGGUCAUCAUGGAGGUCAUAAUGGAGGUCAUCAUGAAGGUCAUCAUAAUGAAGGUCAUCAUGAAGGUCAUCAUAAUGAAGGUCAUCAUGAAGGUCAUCACGAAGGUCAUCACGAAGGUCACCAUGACGGAAAGAAAGAUCAUAAGAGAGAAGUAAAGAGAGGUCAUAAUGGAGGUCAUCAUGGAGGUCAUCAUGAAGGUCAUCAUGGAGGUCAUCACGAAGGUCAUCAUGAAAGUCAUCACGAAGGUCACCACGAAGGUCACCACGGCGAAAAGAAAGAUCAUAAGAGAGGAGAAAAUGAAGGUCAUCAUGGAGGUCAUCAUAAUGAAGGUCACCAUGGAGGUCAUCAUGAUGAAGGUCAUCAUGAAAGUCAUCACGAAAGUCACCACGAAGGUCACCACGGCGAAAAGAAAGAUCAUAAGAGAGGAGAAAAUAAAGGUCAUCAUGGAGGUCAUAAUGGAGGUCAUCAUGAAAGUCAUCAUGAAGAUCAUCAUGAAGGAAAAAAGGACCAUAAAUAUUAA